AUGUUUCACGGUGUUGACAAGGCGGUUGAGGCGCUGCUUCGUGGCCAAGAAAGCGCUACUCGCUUGAAGACGGUGCUCGAACACUCGAGGACAGGCUCAGUUCCCACCGAGCCUCUCUUUGAUACCGUUCUUGAUUCCUUUUCCUUUGCUCUUUCUCUUUUUACAAACGUCACUUCUUCUAACCCCCAACCACACCGUGAGUCUUCUCAGAACAAGGCAGCUCCCGUUGCUCGAAAAUCGCCGAAAAAAACGAGCAAUGGGGAAAACGGUUUAGAGCACUACAUAGAUGAUUCACCAACUCCGCUCCUCAACGACGGUUUUUCUUGGAGGAAGUACGGACAAAAGAAAAUCAAAACUUCUUCCCACCAAAGGUGUUACUAUCGUUGUGCCUAUGCCAAAGACCGAAACUGCAAUGCUACAAAGCGGGUGCAGCAGAUCCAAGACACUCCUUCGGUGUUCAGAACAACUUAUGUCGGAAAACACAUCUGUGAGGUUGAUGCUUUUUCGCAGCAUAAUGACGAUAUCACAAACGGUUCCAAGAUGAUCCGGUUCGACAAAAUCGACCAACCCAUGUCGGAAUUGGUUAUGCCUCAACUCGUUCCAGUAGACAACCAAGUCAUUACCAUCGAAGACGACGAAGGCACGGACCAAAUCAUGAACCUAGAAUGUGAUAGUAACGAGUUCUUGGUGGAUGAUGACCAGCUAUGGGCGUAUCAGUUUCCUCCGUCUUCUCCUGGAAAUUUUAUGUUCUUGGACGAUAUUUCAGCUGCUUUUGAUUACAAUCCUUUCCACUUUGAACAAGCACUUUUUCAAGCUUCUUAUGUUCACACUGUGAAGAGACAGUUACUUCCUCUGCCUUUUAUUGGGUUUUAUCUUCAAACUACUAGUAUUUGGCUAUUUGCUAUAUCUUGUAUUAGUUUAUAUUUUGGUGGGUUAGAUUCAUAGUUCGUCACACCGUUGCGUUAGUUUUAUGUCACACCGUUGCGUCGGGUUUACGUCACACCAAUGAC
This is a messenger RNA of Eutrema salsugineum, 1010 nucleotides long. RefSeq names its product probable WRKY transcription factor 64. Lineage: Eukaryota; Viridiplantae; Streptophyta; Magnoliopsida; Brassicales; Brassicaceae. The record is from RefSeq and is a predicted model, not a curated record. Gene Ontology annotation, molecular function: DNA-binding transcription factor activity; sequence-specific DNA binding. The coding region runs from base 1 to 945 and encodes 314 amino acids. The transcript is spliced from 3 exons. Gene Ontology annotation, biological process: regulation of DNA-templated transcription.